Messenger RNA from Lodderomyces elongisporus, 648 nucleotides. It is a transcript of the gene RCN1, whose product is annotated as Rcn1p. The transcript has a single exon. The coding region runs from base 1 to 648 and encodes 215 amino acids. NCBI's taxonomy places the organism in Eukaryota, Fungi, Ascomycota, Pichiomycetes, Serinales, Debaryomycetaceae. Gene Ontology annotation, biological process: calcium-mediated signaling. Gene Ontology annotation, cellular component: cytoplasm; nucleus. The record is from RefSeq and is a predicted model, not a curated record. Gene Ontology annotation, molecular function: calcium-dependent protein serine/threonine phosphatase regulator activity.
AUGCCUAGAGACCCUACAAAUUCCCUUAUUUUGACGAAUCUUAGUCAAGCAAGUUUAGACUCACCCAAUGAGCUAGUCAGUCUAUUGUCUAAUGAGAAUGAUCUCAUUGAGUUGGUGAUCUUGUCCAAAUUGUCUAGAAUAAUCCUCAUAUGUGAAUCAGCCUCAGUAGCCAUUCGAGUCAAGGCGGUGAUUUCUCAACAUAUGCCUCAUGUGAAUGUAUCGUUUAGCAUCAAGGAUAACAACUUUGAUAUCAACAAGGCUGAAUUGGAUUCAGCAACAACGGGAUACCAAGAGAAAACAUACCUUGAGCUUCCGCAUGACCUAAAUCUGAAACGUUUCCUUAUUAGUCCGCCAAUGAGUCCACAAGGAGAAUGGAAUGAUUGGGGCAAGAUGGAAGAAGGGCCCAAUCAAGUGGAUAUAUACUCACCAGAGGAGCUUUCUAAUUUAUUAUGGCAGAGACUAGGUAACACUAGUAUGGUGGAAAAGGUGCAUCUGGAACCCAAGACAGGGAGAACCAUUGAUCUUGAAAUUGAGCCUGAGCUACUCUUUAAUGGGAUAGAUAAUGGCGUACCAGCCAUUAUCUUGGACAAAGCUGACCAUGAAUUGGUGGAGGAGAAACUCCCGAAAACAUCAAUGCCUCCUGUGUGA